GUCUCUUUAUCUUCCCUAAAUAAGGGCGUUAUCGCAUUCCUAGCUUCUUCUGGUCUUGCGUCCGGGGUUCUGGUUACUCUUUCCGUUUUCAGCAUCGCUUGCUGUCAUCUGUCAAUUGCCUGCGUAUUCCUCUACAAUAAAAGUUUAGCCUAUCCUCGCUGGCUGCGGACACGUACCUCCUUAAGGAGCUUGCUAUGCGCCGGAAUUCAUCUCCGCUUGAUUGGACAUUCCUCUUCCAUCUCUAGCAGAUUUUAUUUUACCUGGCUUCCAAAUUUAUACGAUCAGCUCAGUCGGCUGGGUCUCUGCUUUGCCUCGAUUGCUCUUGCUUUGCUAUCCCUUACUGGUUUUUCUCCUGCCUUAAUAACGCUUGAUCAUGAUUUCCAGCGAAUUGAAGCCGGCGCGGCAGCUGAUAGCUUCCUGACCACUCUAGUCGGUUGGCUUCCCGCGGGAGCACGAAUGAUCGCUUCCAUUCUUUUAGGCGUCGCUAGUUUAGCUUACGCGCUUCCAGUGCUGAUUCGUUUGCCCGGAAAAGUGAAUGAGUCGAGUAUUUCAGACAAUAACGCUUUAAACACUGGGAAGAAUUGGCAAGUGAAAGUGAGUUGA
Messenger RNA from Protopolystoma xenopodis, 603 nucleotides. The record is from the annotation of a GenBank genome assembly. NCBI's taxonomy places the organism in Eukaryota, Metazoa, Platyhelminthes, Monogenea, Polystomatidea, Polystomatidae.